UGCUUCCAAGAGAUACUCUCAAGUUUCACUCCCCAGCUGAAGGUAGAUGUCGACCUCCUCCCGAUGUUUGCACACCCCGAUGAUUACGUCCGAUGCGUCAGUGUUAUACUCGGUAAAAGGUGUGCCCCAGGAGGAGACCUGCCUGCCUCGACGCCAAGAAAGACCGGUGUACUACGAGGUGAGUGCCAAUGGAAUCUUUGAGUUGAUCCCUUCAACGCUCAACGGCAACACCAGCUGCAAGCCUGGUAUGAUCCCCGAGCUAGCUAAACAAACCUGGCUGGCAACCUACUUGGCUAGUUAAACAGCUGAAUAAUCUCGUAUUUUUUUUUAUCUAGCUGCAUCCUUGAGCUUGAAGUUUUAAAGGCUGCAAAUGGCUGCACGCGCAAACAAGAUCAAGAUUGCCCUCCCGUACGGCACUUAAUUGCUGCUCUGUAUUUUCUUUUCUUCAUCUUGUGUCUGAGAAAAAUAUCACGUAGGCUAACCAUGUGGGGUACCUGUCUCGUAUGUUGGCAAAAGGCCUGGCGCGCUAACAAUCAGCACUAAGCAUUAGCGCUAUUUUAAGCAAAGCUCUGCCUAAUCUUAUACUCACACAAGUACAGCCGGAAUAUAUUUCAAGUAUUUUUGAGAGUUUUCAAAUACGGCUACAUUUCUGGCCUUCAACAAAUAUCACAACUUACAUUAUUCAGGACCUGGUCAACCUCGCCCGGACAUAGCACGAUCGCCGUCGGUUUCCUGAGACCUCCACUCCUUUCUUCACACAACUCGCUCGCUCUCCUCGCAGCACCAAAAGCAGCAACCAAGCUCACCACCAAAAUCUCUGCUCAGCAUUUUGCUCGAAAGCCACCUACACACACACACACAUACCAAUAUACCAUGGUGCCAUCAGUGGCCUGCUCCUUCUUCUUCGACGACGAGCUGCUCGGCGAGCCCGGCAUGCCGCCGAUGGACGCGUGCGCGCUCUGCACCAAGCCGCUGUCGCGCGACCACGACGUCUUCAUGUACAGAGGGGACACGCCCUACUGCAGCGAGGAGUGCCGCCACGAGCAGAUGCACCUCGACACCGUCUGCGCCAAGCAGGCCGCGCGGAGGCAGCAGCGGUUCUCGGCGGAGACGGAGUCCCACCGUGGGCAGCGGCAGUCCAGGAAGGUGUCCGUCGCAAGCUAACCGGCUGGCCGUUGAAAGUUUUGCUUGGAUCGACAAGAUCUAAGGCCUUCUUUGGUUUGGAGGAAUUUUAUAGGAUUUUCAUAUAAUAGGAUUUUUAUAGGAAAAAUUCCUUCAGAGCUCUUUGGUUUGUAGGAAUGAAAUCCUAUUCCUACGAAGGAAUUCUUUCUAUCCUUCACAUUUCAUAGGAAAAUAAAAAUUAGCCUAGACUCAAUGAAAAAAAUCCUAUGGUGUGAAUCAAAGGACAUCUCCUUUUCUAUUUCUAUGCAUAAGAUUUGAGAUGCAUGUCAUCUCGUUUCCUAUGACUUUUCUAUUCCUAUGAUUUUUCAAUCCUA
Triticum aestivum (bread wheat) is the source of this 1496-nucleotide messenger RNA. Its product is annotated as FCS-Like Zinc finger 2-like. The record is from RefSeq and is a predicted model, not a curated record. The transcript has a single exon. Lineage: Eukaryota; Viridiplantae; Streptophyta; Magnoliopsida; Poales; Poaceae. The coding region runs from base 874 to 1164 and encodes 96 amino acids.